This is a messenger RNA of Solanum tuberosum (potato), 1877 nucleotides long. RefSeq names its product fatty acyl-CoA reductase 3. Gene Ontology annotation, cellular component: intracellular membrane-bounded organelle. The record is from RefSeq and is a predicted model, not a curated record. Gene Ontology annotation, biological process: long-chain fatty-acyl-CoA metabolic process; suberin biosynthetic process. The coding region runs from base 252 to 1727 and encodes 491 amino acids. Gene Ontology annotation, molecular function: alcohol-forming very long-chain fatty acyl-CoA reductase (NADP+) activity. The transcript has 10 exons. NCBI's taxonomy places the organism in Eukaryota, Viridiplantae, Streptophyta, Magnoliopsida, Solanales, Solanaceae.
AAUACUAUAUAGUAGCAUUAUUUUUUUCCAAUCUACCAAAGAAAUUAUCAACAACUUUACUUUCGUGCACUCAUUUCUAUUUGUGUCAUCUAUGAGUGUCCCCUUUUUAUUAUAAAAAUAAAUGCACCCUAUUUCUAAAUUUGCUCAAUUGUGCAUUCUCCUGGCAACUUCUGUUUCCUUACUAAUUGAAAAGUUAUUUCUUGUCUUUUUAUCUUAUAUUUCUUGAUUUUUAUUUCAUCAUACUAAUACUAAUGGAGUUAACAAGUGUUCUUAAGUUUCUUGAAAAUCGAUCCAUUCUUGUUACUGGUGCUACUGGAUUUCUUGCAAAAAUUUUUGUGGAGAAGAUACUUCGAGUACAACCAAAUGUGAAGAAGCUGUAUUUGCUUUUAAGAGCUCAAGAUAACAACGCAGCCUUGCAGCGUUUCAACAAUGAGGCAGUGGCAAAGGACUUGUUCAAGCUUCUAAGGGAAAAACAUGGGGCAAAUUUGAACACUUUAAUUUCAGAAAGGACCAGGAUUAUACCUGGUGAUAUCACAUUUGAAAACUUGGGGGUCAAAGACAGUAAUUUGCUGGAAGAAAUGUGGAGGGAAGUAGAUGUUGUUGUUAACCUAGCUGCAACUACAAAUUUCGAUGAAAGAUAUGAUGUAUCCUUGGGACUCAAUACAUUUGGAGCUAUAAACGUUCUCAACUUUGCCAAAAAGUGUAGUAAAUUAAAGGUUCUUCUUCACGUAUCAACUGCAUAUGUAUCAGGGGAAAAAAGAGGGUUAAUAUUGGAAACACCCUAUAAUUUGGGUGAGACUUUGAAUGGUACAUCAGGACUAGAUAUUUAUACAGAGAAGAAAGUUAUGGAGGAAACAUUGAAACAGCUCAGACUUGAGGGUUCUUCUCAAGAAUCUAUAACAUCAGCCAUGAAGGAGCUUGGCCUUCAAAGAGCAAGGAAGUAUGGAUGGCCAAACCCCUAUGUAUUCACAAAGGCAUUGGCUGAGAUGAUAUUGGGAGACUUGAAAGAAGAUGUACCUCUUGUCAUUUUUCGUCCUACUAUUGUUACUAGUACUCUCCAAGACCCUUUCCCAGGUUGGGUUGAAGGCAUAAGAACCAUUGACAGUUUAGCCGUUGGCUAUGGUAAAGGAAAACUCACAUGCUUCCUCGGAGAUCCUGAAGCCAUCAUUGAUCUAAUUCCAGCAGAUAUGGUGGUGAAUGCAAUGAUAGUAACAAUGAUGGCUCAUGCAGAUCAAAGAGGGAGUCAAAUAAUAUACCAUGUUGGAACAUCAGUUUCAAAUCCAGUAACGUUCGCAUGUCCUCAGGAGAAUGCCUUCCGUUACUUCAAAGAGCAUCCAUGGAUUGACAAGCAAGGAAAACCAGUCAUUGUUGGCAAAGUUAAUGUUUUGAGUAGCAUGGAUAGCUUUCGCAGAUACAUGGCCCUUCGUUACAUGCUUCCUUUAAAGGGAUUAGAAAUACUUAACACAAUACUCUGCCAACUCUUUCAAGACAAAUAUUCAGAGCUUGACAGGAAAAUCAAGUUUGUGAUGCGGUUGAUAGAUCUUUAUGAGCCUUAUUUAUUCUUCAAGGGAGUAUAUGAUGACAUGAACACAGAAAAGUUACGCAGAGCAGCGAAGGAGUCAGGAAUUGAAACAGAUGUGUUCAAUUUUAAUCCCAAGAGCAUCAACUGGGAAGACUAUUUUAGGAACACUCACAUUCCUGGAGUGGUAAAAUAUGUAUUGAAGUGAAUGAAGUAGAAAAGAAAUUUGUUAUUUCCUAAUAAAUAAUUGACAUUUCUAUGUGGGUGGUUAUUAAGUACCAUAUAUCCUUUGUUGCUUAUUAUUUUCAGUGUAUCCAUUUUAAUUUGUUGUUCCUAUACAAGACUCUGUAUUUCCCAA